Molecule: messenger RNA, 2404 nt
Organism: Gigantopelta aegis
Lineage: Eukaryota; Metazoa; Mollusca; Gastropoda; Neomphalida; Peltospiridae
Product: double-stranded RNA-binding protein Staufen homolog
Exons: 16
Coding region: 184-2388 (734 amino acids)
Source: RefSeq, a predicted model, not a curated record
AAAAAGUCACUUGGGUGCAGACCAACAUGGCCGCAUGUUAGUCUGUGAUUUUCUUUACUGUUUGCCAACAUAUUUUCGCCAUUUUAGUUCAAAUAACAUCUUUAAAAAUCACAUAAUUAUUAGCAUCGUCAUUUCUUAAUUCAUACAGAUCAUAAAAUAAACAGAUUGCUGUAAUCAAAAACCAUGUCACAGUUGAUGAAAUCUUCAAUGAACAACGCUGUUGCUGCUGUCGAACAGCAUAUGGCAAUGCCCCAGUCAGGUCCAGCCAUCAAAGUGCUGUCACACCACCCCGGUUUCCCGGACUCUGGACCCUCCCGACAGACUUUACAGGGCAUGGCGACGUCACCGGUGGGGCUAUCCCACCCGUCGGGGUUGCCGAAUGUUCAGCCAGGCCUGGCUCACUCGCAGCCUCUGAGGGCCAGCUUCGCUCCAAAGCCUCUGAAAGCCUUGGGCACGACACCGCAGGUCACUCAGAACGGCUUGGGCCACCCAGGACUACCUGUGAGUUCAUCGAUAGCGGCUUCGAUCAACUCGGAGAACAUUCAGCAGCAACAACAGCAGCAGCAGCAACAAGAACAGCAGCAGGAGCUUUCCGAACAAAGUAGCAUGGCAAACACAAAAGAGAAAACUCCCAUGUGUCUUAUUAAUGAAUUAGCCCGUUACUGUAAGAUCUCACACCAGUACACCCUGGUGAACGAAGAGGGCCCGGCUCACAAGAAGACGUUCUAUGUGAAGCUGCGUCUCGGAGAGGAGGAGUACUCGGCCUCGGGACCCAGCAUUAAAAAGGCCCAGCACUCCGCCGCAGCCAUGGCCCUCGACAAGACAAGCUUUAAUCACCCACCUCAGAAAACGAGCACCAGUCAGAACACUACCAUGACCAAUAUCACACCCACAGUGGAGCUGAACGCCCUGGCGAUGAAGAGGGGAGAACCGGCGGUCUACAAGCCCCAUGAGCCGAGACACUCGCAGUAUUACCAGCCGCCCAACUUCGACUACCGGGGGAUGUACAAUCAACGCUACCACUAUGGUCGGAUCCCGAGGACGUUCUACAUCUUGUUGAAAGUAGGUCAGCGCGAGUUCAUCGGAGACGGGCCGACGCGCCAGGCAGCCCGCCACAGUGCCGCCCAGAAAGCGCUGCGGAUCCUGCGCACUCUGAGCAUGCCGACCGAGGACGAACGUAAACAGCAGAAAGAGAAGGAAGAAAACGGUGUGAAUGAGGAUGAUGAGUUGAAGUCUGAGAUAAGUCUCGUCCACGAAAUCGCUCUCAAGCGCAGCAUGCCCGUUGACUUUGAGGUUACGAAAGAGUCGGGUCCGCCACACAUGAAGGUGUUUGUCACCAAGUGCACUGUGGGUGAUUUCGUGACAGAGGCGGAAGGGAACAGUAAGAAAAUCUCGAAGAAACGUGCUGCAGAGCUGAUGUUGGAGAAACUGAAGAAACUCCCACAGCUCUCCAUCUCCAUGACGAAACCCAAGGUCAAGGCUGCAGCCAACAACAAGAGGAAGAAUCGAAAUCUAGUGAAGCUCUCGGAUUCUUUAAUCUUACAACAGCAGGCUGUGGGCGCCGAUGGAAGUUUGACCACCUCGCCCGACGGAGCCCAAAAUCAGAACCAAAAGCCUGAUUCGAAUUUUGGGCUGGGAAUGAACCCGAUCAGCCUGCUCAUACAGAUCAUGCAGGCGCACAAGAAGAAGGAGCCGGUGUAUUCACUAGUCGCAGAGCGCGGGCUGCCGCGCAGGAGAGAGUUCGUCAUUCAGGUUCAGGUUGAAGACAAGUCGUGUACAGGUGUGGGACCCAACAAGAAACUGGCUAAACGUAACGCAGCGGAGGCGAUGCUACACCUGCUCGGGUUUAGCCGGCCGUCUCCGCAGCCAGCCAAGUCUGCCAUCAAGACUAACGCUAGUCCUGAUGUCGGAACUGGUGACAAGAAGGUGACAUUUGUUGACAAUAGCACAGAAAAUAAUGGGGCUCUGGGAGGUUUGAACAUGAAGACUGGCCGCCAGCUUGUACCGGGCCUGUUGUUGAUUCCCCAGUCUGGAAUCGGAGCCGCGGUGCCCGGGCUUCGACCAGAACAACAGCUACAAGAUCUGGCGACGAGACAUCAAAUAGAUGUACAUUUUGAGGAAUCGGCAAAGAACCAGACGGUGUAUGUGACAAGUGUGUCCCUGCGCACAAGUCCUCCACAGAUGGUUCAUGGAACGGGGGUGACGCUUGAUGCUUCCCGUGACGCAGCCGCCUUGUCGGCCAUUAAAGUCUUCACAGACAUGGGCCUUGCCGGGAUGAAGGACGAGAAAAUGGCAGGCGACGGGCACCAUGUGAAAGCUGACAUGACCAACAUCGGACCACACCCCACAAUGGCCGGCGCUGCCGCCCACUUGAGCAAAAUAGGAUAAACACUGAACACCAUGA